Messenger RNA from Emericellopsis cladophorae, 1842 nucleotides. RefSeq names its product Sorting nexin-like protein. NCBI's taxonomy places the organism in Eukaryota, Fungi, Ascomycota, Sordariomycetes, Hypocreales, Bionectriaceae. Gene Ontology annotation, molecular function: phosphatidylinositol binding. The record is from RefSeq and is a predicted model, not a curated record. Bases 1 to 1842 code for a protein of 613 amino acids. Gene Ontology annotation, biological process: retrograde transport, endosome to Golgi. The transcript is spliced from 5 exons.
AUGUGGAACGACGAAGACAACAACCCGUACGGCACGAGCUUUGACCGCCGCGAUUCGAACGCUUCGUCCUCAGUGAACCCAACCUCACCAUCCGGAACACGCGCGUUCCGCGACGUUGAGCCCGCGCAAACACCCACUUCUGGUAGCGACGAUGAAGGUGCGGAGCCGGCCUUUGGGCCUCGCGGGGACGACAUGAACGACGACGACGACGAUUCCCCAGCCGAGGAGACUAUACCACAGCGAAAGCCCGGCGGCUAUGACAGUCGCAUCGAGCAGGUUCUCUACGAAAACCCAAAGCUGUCCAUCGCCAUUACGGACGCUGGCAAGAGUCUCGAGAGUGGAGGUCGAUAUAUCGUCUAUACGAUCCGCACAGGCGACCUAGAAGUUCGCCGUCGAUAUUCCGAGUUUGCGACACUGCGCGAUGCCCUUACACGGCUUCACCCGACACUCAUCAUCCCACCUAUUCCGGAGAAGCAUACAAUGGCGGACUAUGCUGCCAAACCGACAAGCGCGAAGCAAGACCAACAGAUCAUCGAUCUGCGCAAGCGCAUGCUUGCCGUCUUCCUGAAUCGCUGUCGACGAAUGGACGCCGUGCGCACUGAUGGCGUCUGGUGGAGAUUCCUCGAUCCCAACGCGAGCUGGAGCGAGGUAUUGCACUCGCAUCCAGUGUCCUCGAUUCCCAAAUCUAUCCUCAAGGCACCACCGCUGGAUACGGCAAACCCGUCGGCUGCCCACAACUACUUGCCAGUCCCCUCGAGCUCGGCGAAGCUCAAGACAACUGGAGGCGCGUCGUAUGAUUUGGCCGCGUCGGCAGUCCAAGGAGCCCCUGGCGCCGAAGGCAAACACCCACCUGAGCCCAAUGCUCUGAGCGAACAAGAUCUCGACACUUAUUUCAUCUCCUACGAGGCGUCCAUCAAGGAACUCGAAAGUCUUCUGACGGGACCGAUGGAGAAGGUCAAUCGUCGAUCACUCAGCCACCUCUCGUCCCUCGCAGCCGAUCUCUGUGAGCUUGGCUCACGCUUCAAUGCCUUUGCUCUCUCUGAGCAGGCCCCUUCGCUGGGUCCGGCUAUCGAGCGGGUGGGCCAAGCGGCCGACUUGUCGUACAUUGCCACGGAAGAGCUAUCUGGGUCACUGGGCGCCAGCUUCGCAGAGCCGAUGAGGGAGAGCGCACAGUUCGCUGGUGUCGUGAGAAGUGUGCUGAGAUACCGCGCUCUCAAGCGCAUCCAGCAAGAUCUGACCGCGGAGGAGCUGAACAAGAAAAGAGCGUUGCUGGACCAGCUUGAGAGGAGUGAGGCCGAGGCAAGGCGGAUCGAGCAGUACCUCUCGAGCAGUCAGCAGGUUUCGCCGCCACCAAAGCGCUCGACCAGCCUUAAGGAGCCGUCGACGCAACAGCGGCGAGAUGGAGAAGACACUGAGUCGAUUGACUCGGAUUUCAGAGGCGCGACACCCUCUGCCAGCCAAGGUCUCCCCGAGAGGAGCGCCAGCGUAACGCAUAGAAAGCUGCCAAGCGGGAACUCUAUUACGAAUAAGAUCUUUGGCCCCAUCCGACAUGCGGUACAGGGGGUGGUUGACGUGGAUCCGGAGCGAACUCGGCGAGACACGAUUGGCAAGACUAGGGAAUCGAUCGGUCAGCUCGAGCAAGCCCAGGUCGCGUCAGAGCGGGACGUCAAGGAGGCGAGCGCCAGCGUCUUACGUGAUUUGAAGAGGUUUCAGCAUGAGAAAGAGGAUGAUUUGCGGAGAUACAUGCUUGCGUAUGCACGCAGUCAAAUUGAAUGGGCAAAGAAGAGCAAGCAGCAGUGGGAGGAAGCACGAGCAGAGGUCGACAAGAUAGACGAGAGCUAG